Paramuricea clavata is the source of this 696-nucleotide messenger RNA. Lineage: Eukaryota; Metazoa; Cnidaria; Anthozoa; Malacalcyonacea; Plexauridae. The record is from the annotation of a GenBank genome assembly.
AUGCCUGUAGCAUUGUAUAUUAUUAGCAUAAAUCAUGAUAUGUAUAUAAGUCCUGAACUAGUAUUAAAGUCAAGAAAUGAAGCAAAAGAGUGGAAAGACUCUGGUCCCUUGAUUGCGUUAGAGAUAGCCAAAAUGGCAUCUUUUCAAGUGCAACCGCCGGAAAAAUUUACUUUCAAGCCAGAAGAUUGGUUGAAAUGGAGUCGGAGAUUUGAGCGAUUUAGGAUGGCGUCUGGUCUCGAGAAAGAAAGCGAAGAAAGCCAAGUUAAUACCUUGAUUUAUUCAAUGGGUAAAGAAGCGGACGAUAUUGUGCAAUCUCUCGGUAUCGCUGAAGGCGACCAAAAGAAGUACGAUGUUGUUAAAAAGAAAUUAGAAAAUUUUUUCAUCAUCAAGAGAAAUGUAAUCUUUGAGCGGGCUAAGUUUAACUUGCGAAGUCAGCAGGAAGGAGAAACCGUCGACGUGUUUAUUACGGACUUGUUCAACCUUGCAGAACAUUGCAAUUUCGGUGUUUUACGCGAAGAAUUGAUCCGUGACCGUAUUGUUGUUGGAAUUCGGGACAAAGCGUUGUCGGAAAAGUUACAGCUCGAAGCAGACCUAACCCUAGAAAAAGCCGUGAACUUUGCCAGAAAGAAACUGUUAGAAAGCAGCAAAGGUUUCUUCGAGGCGAUGGCAAACAGCAAAUCGACUAUGUGGGCGUAG